This is a messenger RNA of Pangasianodon hypophthalmus (striped catfish), 4408 nucleotides long. RefSeq names its product Sad1 and UNC84 domain containing 2 (gene sun2). The coding region runs from base 149 to 2068 and encodes 639 amino acids. The record is from RefSeq and is a predicted model, not a curated record. Gene Ontology annotation, biological process: nuclear envelope organization. The transcript has 18 exons. Lineage: Eukaryota; Metazoa; Chordata; Actinopteri; Siluriformes; Pangasiidae. Gene Ontology annotation, cellular component: nuclear envelope; meiotic nuclear membrane microtubule tethering complex. Gene Ontology annotation, molecular function: protein-membrane adaptor activity.
CCUGGUGUAACUGUCAGUGUUUCCUCCUGGCCUCCGUUACUUUUUUCUGCAUUAUUAUUAGUGUUUUAAGCUACAGAGCAGCAGUGUGUGUGUGUGUGUGUUUGGGGUGUGUUAUCUUCUGCAGUGUGUGCUUGAAUCUGCCAGCUCCAUGCCUUCGUUAUCCGAAAGCCAGCAGGGAGAGUCGAGGCGUAGUGCGCGGUUGGUGUCGAACAGAUUCUACCCGCACGAUGAUGACACAGCGAGCACCAGCUCUACCGGAUCUGUAGGACCAAUCUCUUACAGAGAGAGUUCCGUGAGGGUCUUCAAGAGGAAAACAGGACCCCGCAAAGGGGGCGGGGCUUCUCCCAACUCCAGCAGUGGCAGCAAUGUGAGCAAAUCGCAGAGUCCGAGCACCAGCGAGUUCCUCACGGCGAGGAAGAGUUCUGCUUUUCGGGCUCCGAGCAGCACCGUGACCCCUUUGACCGCUUCAGCCCCAAGCACUCCGAUUCAGAUGGAUCCAUCGGGUUUCUCCUCAGGAUAUUCCUCAUCAGAGGAAGGAUACGGCCGGAGCGGCGGCACGUACAGCACAACCCCCGGCUCUGCUCACACUCCAUCAGAAGGGGCGAUGGGACGCCGAGACACACUGACCGCCCCAGCCCGUGCCUUUGCAGUGUUGUAUUUCUGGCUUGGCGUGGCGUGGUACAGUAUAACGUCUGGAAUGUCUCUGCUUGAUGUUUCUCUGCUCAGCAGGCGCACGGCAGGUGUGAGGAAGACCCUUCUCCUCCUCCUUCUCCUCGUCCUGUUGCUUUUCGGUGUGUGGUACUGGUACCCGUGUGUUACUGCCCUGUUUGCCCGUUCAGCUCGUGCGCCGCCGGUUCAGCCCCGCCCCACAACACACACGCAAGUUCAACCUCGUAUGGAUGAGCAUGAUGCCUAUGCGAGUUUUGCAGCUCUAAAAGACGAACUCUACGCUGAUCUGCGUGAACGAGAGACCAAAUGGCUGGAGGACAGAGACAGGGAUUUAGAAGACAUGCUGAAAGAGCUCAAGUUACUGAAACAAGAUGGAGAAAAGCAGAAGCGCACAAAUGAGGUGUUGCAAAUGGAUGUGCAAGACCUAAAAAUUCGAGUCAGGAAUGUCGACUCGGAGCAUCGCAGUCUGAUUAAAGAGGAAACCGCAGGGAUGCAGAAUCAGAUUUCCGAUCUGAGACUGGAUGUGUCCAAACUUCAGUCAGCCUCUGAACACAUGAGUCGCAGAAUGGACACCCAGGAAUCUCAGAACAGGAAGUUAAAGAUGGAGCUCUCUGAUUGGCUGCUGCAGCAGCUGUCUGGUUCCGUUAACUCCGAGCGUGAUGCAGUGAUGCGUCCUGAGCUGCAGAGGGCGCUGGAGGACCUGGAAAAGAAAAUACUGGACAGAUUGGGACAGGAGCGGGAGGACAAGGAGAGGAGAGAUGUGUGGAGGACAGUGGGAGAGACGCUGCAAGAAGAAGGAGUGGGAGCAGUCAGCAUAGCGGAUGUUGAACGCAUCGUGCACAGGGCGCUGAGCCUCCACAAGGCUGAUGGGAUAGGAAUGGCCGACUACGCGCUGGAGUCUUCAGGUGCCAGUGUGGUAAACACUCGCUGCUCAGAGACGUAUCACACCAGAUCAGCCUGUAUCAGCCUGUUUGGAUUUCCUCUGUGGUAUCCUUCUGAAAGCCCUCGCACUGUUAUACAGCCCGAGCUCUACCCCGGUAAGUGCUGGCCGUUUCGUGGUUCCGAAGGUUUCCUGGUCAUCGCUCUGUCUCACCCUGUGCAAAUCACUCACAUCACCCUGGAGCACCUGCCCCGAGUUCUCUCACCCACCGGACACAUCGACAGCGCUCCCAAAGACUUCGCCGUUUACGGAAUGAUCAAUGAGGAGAACAAGGAAGGGAAACUUCUCGGAACGUUCUUUUACGACCAGGACGGAGAACCCAUCCAGACCUUCGAAGUGCAGCACUCUCAGCGGGAGGUGUACGGGCUGGUGGAGUUGAGGAUCCUCAGCAAUUGGGGUCACCCUGAGUACACCUGUGUGUAUCGCUUCAGAGUCCACGGCCAGCCCGCGUCUGCCUAAACAGAGGAACUGCAGGAAGAUAGGACAGAGUUGUACGUAUCUAUGCAAAAAAAAAAAAAAAAAACAAGUCUUUUGAAUGUUUAGCAAUGACCUCAGAGUCAGGAAUGCUCUUAAACUAACGCUAUACUUUCAAUACAAGAGAGGUGGAGUGUGAUGGAGAAAUAGCAAGAUCUUCAUGACCUCAAGAUCUUUAUAUUCCUCCAUCUCACUCCACACACACCUGUCAAGUGCUGAACAAACAAGCACAGGGUUACAGUACAUGUUUAUUAAUGGAUCUUAUGCUAGUAUUAAAAAAAAUAAUAAUUCGUAAAAAAAGAUACACAAACAGGAAAAAAGUAUUCCACCAUUUGCACUAUUUGCUAACUAACUCCUAAGGAAUGUACCUCUUAUUUAUUGAUGAUUUACGAUUUUGUUUCUAUCGGUAUGACCUUUCGAAGAAAAGUAGACGAAUGUAUAAUGAUGAAUAAAUUCGAACAACUACCGAUUAGCACUAAGUCUUUAGCACAAUGCUAAUUGGAGGCUUUUGUUAGGAACAGUAUUAGCAUUUUUGAAUUCUCUUUUGAAUAAAUCCGGCUAAAUCCAGUUAGCUGUUGAGAAGUUUUAUAGUUGAAGUUUGUAUAUAUUUGUCUAAAAUGUGUUAAAAUUUGUUGUGUGUUUGACUACAAAUUUUAGAAAAUUUUCUAAAAUGAAUUUGCAAAAACAUACAGUACGUUUAGUACAGUCCAAAACUACCAAAUACCAAAAUGUACUCUUUUUUGGUGAGAAUAUAUUGUUUAAAACCAGUAUUUAGCUGUACAGGUAAGGAAUAAAACACUCUGCGCUGUGCUGUUGCAGGAAAAUAAUCAACGACGGUGUGGUGUGAUGAAGUGGAGUCACUGUAACCACCCUGAAGUUGCGUUGAUUAUUUUCCAGUAACGCCCUGAAGUGUUUUAUUCCUCUCAUACCACAGCAAUUUGUCGUCAGUUUGAAUUUUGCAUUUUUUAAACAAAGACAUAUCACGCUUUUUAUCCGUUUAUAGUUACAUUCAACAUAGUGGAACAUUAUUUAAUUGAGUUAGCUCUCCAUCCCUAAUAUAUCUGCAUAAAUUUGAAUGUCCCGUAAAUUUCAUUUGUGGUAACACACGUGUCUGAGUUUGUUCCCUAUUCACUACAUAGUGCACUAUGUGGAGCGUAGCCAUUUUGUAGUGUCCCAAUUCGCACUAGACGAAUUAUGUUCCCUGGAUAGUACACUAUGUAAUUAUUACUCAUAAUGCAACAUAAUUCUUGUGUACAACGAGUGUAUACUGCUUCCGCACAAUGCAUAUUAUUUUUGAUGUUGACAUUUCAUGUUACAAAUUUCAGCUGAUAUGCAGCUUCAGGCUCGUGUAAUGGUUUCUAAUAAUUUCAUUGAUUACUUUUAGCUCACUUUAACAUAAUACUUUCAUAAUAUCAGAUGACUAGCUAGAUUUUGUCAGUAAUAACGUCAAAUAAUUUCAGAAUUUAGGUGAUAAUUAUCAUGUCAGUGUAGAAUUUAGGAACGCACAUACAGUGUUCAGUUUACUGCAUAUAUUUUGUGUUUGAUAUUAUUAUAUAUUAAGUUUGGAUUUUGAGGUACGUUUGUGUGCGGUGAGUGACAAUCAUGUUACCUUUUUACUUUUCGAGCUACUUGUUUUACUUCGGCGUUCUUGUCAGAAGAGAUGCUGAGCUUAUUGACUAGGAUGUUUAUCUGUUUUUAUAGAUUAGCAAUUCAUUAAUUUCUAAAAGAAUUAUAGCAAAACUAUAAUGAAACUUUAAUCAAUAUUUUGACCAGAACCAUAUUUUAAUUCUCAAAACUGUAAUAUCCAUGUAACAUAAAACUGCCAAUGUUCUCUCUCUAUAUAAAUAUAUAUAUUUAUAUCUUAUAUAUGAGGUAAAAAUGAAAACAUUUCAAUGUUGAGUAUGAGAAUUUCUUUACACUUUUGCAUUCUUGCUGAAAAGUGUUACCUUUCUGACUUGAGCUUUGAUUGUUAUUUUUAUUUUAAGAGGCAGAAUUUUCUGUAUAUGAUGUCCACCUCCAUUUUUGUCAUUGGCGAUACUGAUUCUAUAUCCUGAUAAAGCUGAAACUUGAAUAUUUAAAACCUUUUCUUACAGCUCAUGAAGACAGUAUUGGCUUUUAUAGCUUUAUACAGGUAUCAUUAUUAGAAAAAAUACCUAUUACACAAAAGUUGUAUUAUUUAUAAUCAGCAUUCAGAAUGUUUUUUUCCAAAUGGGUAUGUAUGUGCCGAUGUAAACAGUUUGCUUAUUUUAAGCUAGUAGUUCAUUUAAGUGUCUCGCAGCAUAAAGUUUGUGCCUAAAACAUGAGCACAUUUAUUUUACCUCAUAA